Molecule: messenger RNA, 828 nt
Organism: Thlaspi arvense
Lineage: Eukaryota; Viridiplantae; Streptophyta; Magnoliopsida; Brassicales; Brassicaceae
Source: the annotation of a GenBank genome assembly
UCUCGUCUUUUGCCUGAAUUCUUCUCGCACGUUUACAGAAAAGAAAGAGCCAAGCUGGGGGAAGUAACAAAGUCUCCCUCGCCCGGUCACGCCCAUUCUCCUAGAGACGCCUAUCAUCUAACCGUAUGUCAACACGAAUUGGCGGUUUUUCUGGAGGGGACACUGAUGAAAAACUUCAAUGGGGAAAAAGGAAGAGAAAAGGAAGUGAGAGAGAGGAAUCUCACUUCCACCACGUUGAGUAGUAGAGAAUGGGGGAUAAUAGGUGGCAAAAUAUACUCUCCCUCUAGCCAGACUCCGUUGACGCCGCCGCCCCUUCUUUCCUCCACUGACUCCAAACCCUACGUAGUGUUCCGCAACGAGAUUCCUCUCUCCUCGAUUCGAUGGCCCUCGUUGGAAACCGCCGCCCCAGAGUAUUUUUCUCUUGACACCACUGCCGAUACGGAGGAGCCCACGAGUCCGGUUUUGACUCCGUUGCCAGCUGCUACUCCGCCGCCUGUUCCUGAGCCGCGAAGAACGCUCGAGGGAGUAUGGUUUCGGCCGAAUUUUUGGUUCAAGAGCCCCAUGCUUCAGCUUCAUAAAGUUUCAGUUCCGGCUGAACGCUUCAUUCUGGUCACUGUGGUUUGGUGUGGAUACUUUAUGGCAUAUAAAACUCCACAACUUGGUUUGCAUGCCCUUGCUGAAGCCCUAUCUCAAAGAGGUAUUGCAAAGAAGAUGCAGGUGAUUGCAAAGGCACGCGUGCCCAUUGUCAAAUUCAUAGAGAAGAAAAGUGGUGUUGCCUUUGAUAUAAGUGGAUUAGCAACUUCAGUUGUGGAGGUCUGUGGUGUGUGU